AUGUUGCGUCAAGGGAUACUUGGUAUACGAAGAUACAACACUUUCAGAUUACAGUCGCUUUCUGUGGCAAGGAAACGGCCUGCUGUACAUACUCAUCAUGAAGUUGAUCAUGAAUCAUCGGAUACACAUAAAGCACAGGAAGAACUAGAUAGCAUCUGGAAUGGUCUUUCAAGAAUGAUAUACACUCGGAAUUUAACGAUGUAUAAUUGUUUCGUUUUGUUUCAGUAUUGUGGGAAAUCGGCUGAUGGUUCAUUAGACGAAAGUGAUGUCUCCAGAUUGUACCAUACGUUACGGAGGAAUUACAGGACAAGCAAUGUGAUAUAUACGGGUAGUUUUAACCAAUCGGUAUUCAACAAUUGUUUUAAGGACGCCAUAUUACCGGAAAAUACCAAUGAUUCCUUACUCCUGUCCCAGUUUCUGCAGGUACAGCAACCCUCUGUUAUUUCAAAGAUAAUGUCAAUAGCAGAGAAGCGUCAUUAUACACCUUCAGUUGUAGGAGUUAAGGUAUCUCAAAAGUCAUCUCUAAUCCCAUUGAAAGAAUUGAAGCCUCUUUUACAGGAAUUCUCUACUAUGUAUGAGGAUUUCACUUAUGAUAACUUGAUGAAGAUAGCUGCUGCUAGCAAACACAAGACUAAUCAUGGAAAGCUUCGUUACUUAUUAAAGACUUUUGCUAAAUUCGGUAUCACCGAACCCAAGAUUACUCAAGACACUACCGAUUCCAAUGAUACCUGGUUUAUACUAUCUAAAUGA
Kluyveromyces lactis is the source of this 750-nucleotide messenger RNA. RefSeq lists its product as uncharacterized. The coding region runs from base 1 to 750 and encodes 249 amino acids. The transcript has a single exon. Lineage: Eukaryota; Fungi; Ascomycota; Saccharomycetes; Saccharomycetales; Saccharomycetaceae. The record is from RefSeq and is a predicted model, not a curated record.